This is a messenger RNA of Gastrolobium bilobum, 807 nucleotides long. RefSeq lists its product as uncharacterized. The transcript has a single exon. The record is from RefSeq and is a predicted model, not a curated record. Bases 1 to 807 code for a protein of 268 amino acids. Gene Ontology annotation, molecular function: catalytic activity. NCBI's taxonomy places the organism in Eukaryota, Viridiplantae, Streptophyta, Magnoliopsida, Fabales, Fabaceae.
AUGGUAAAGAAAUAUGAUAUCAAAGUUCUUGUCCUUACUGAGGUACGCAUAAGUGGCAUGGUGGCUGUCAGAAAGAUUAAACAAAUAGGGUUUAGUGAUCACCUAAAGCAAGAUGCUAAUGGGUUUUCCGGGGGAAUUUGGGUCAUAUGGAAUAAGAAUGAAGCUGAAUUAUCAUUACUGGCUACUCACAAACAAUUUAUUCACGUCAAAAUUAAGUGGGCUGUGAAUAAAAUGGUGGAGUUGGCUACCUUCGUUUAUGGUAGUCCUAGGAGAGCUGGCAGACGUCUCCUCUGGGAAGAAUUAAAUAAUAUCAGCCUCAGUGUUAACAAACUGUGGAUCGUGUUGGGGGACUUCAAUGCGGUGAGCCAGCAUCAUGAAAAGAAAGGGGGCAACGACGCCUGUCAGGGAAGCAUGAGGGAGUUCAACGAUUGCCUUGCGAGCUGCGAUCUCUCGGAUAUUGGCUUUAAGGGGUCGUCCUUUACUUGGAAGCGUGGCAGACUUUUGGAGCGGCUGGAUCGGGUUGUGUCUAAUACGGAUUGGGUGGGUUCAUGUCCUCAGAGGUUUAUUCUUCACCUCCCCUUCCUGUGUUCUGACCACAGACCACUUCUAUUAUGGGAAGGGAAACGCCACAGCCAAGGGAGAGCAAACCGCACCUUCAAGUUCCUUGCAUCUUGGCUUCAUUGUGAUGGGUUUGAUGACUUAGUCAAACGGUGCUGGCCCGAUGAGACCAAAUGGGAUGUAGGUAGCACGACUUUCCAACAUGAGGCCACGUUGUGGAACGAUACAACUUUCGAAGAGAGCAUGUGA